GGAGAGAGUUGGAGAAAGAAGAGGUAGGGGAGAGAAGGAAACGAGGGUUAAAGGUACAUGAAGGAGGAGAGAAAGGGGGAUACAAGGUGGAGAAAAGACCUCAGAAGGAGAGAGAACCUAGAGUAGGGAAUGUGGAAGGGAAGCAGCCCAGGGGGUAACCAGGAAGCAGCCAUGGAGGGAACCAGUGGAGCACUGGAAAGACAGGGGAACUGGGGUCUGGAAGAUGCCCCCAGCCUCUUGGCCAUGGCCUCCCUGCCCCUCGUGCCGGCAUGGCCCUUGCCCCUGGCCUCCUCAGCCUUUACCCUGCUCCUUGGAGCCCUCACUUCCCUUUUCCUCUGGUACUGCUACUGCCUGGGCUCCCAAGAUGUGCAGGCCCUAGGGGCUGGGAGUCGGGCUGGAGGUGGUAGUGGUGAGCCUGGGGGAUGCUCUGAGGCUGGCAGGCCAAGCCCAGGGGGCCCUGGGGAGUCUGGGGAAGGACCCAGGACAGAAGGCCUGGUGAGCCGUCGCCUUAGGGCCUAUGCCAGACGCUACUCCUGGGCAGGGAUGGGGAGGGUGAGGCGGGCGGCUCAGGGAGGCCCAGGCCCUGGGGGAGGGCCAGGGGUCAUGGGCAUUCAGCGCCCAGGCCUGCUUUUCCUGCCAGACCUGCCCUCCGCCCCCUUUGUGUCACGGGAUGCCCAGCGGCAUGACGUAGAGCUCUUGGAGAACAGCUUCCCUGCGAUUCUGCGGGACUUUGGGGCUGUGAGCUGGGAUUUCUCAGGGACGACCCCUCUGCCUCGGGGCUGGUCCCCGCCGCUGGCCCCUGGGUGCUACCAGCUCCUGUUGUACCAAGCCGGUCGGUGCCAACCCAACAAUUGCCGUCGGUGCCCCGGGGCCUAUCGGGCACUGAGGGGGCUGCGGAGCUUCAUGAGUGCCAACACCUUUGGCAGCGCUGGCUUCUCCGUCCUCCUGCCGGGGGCCCGGCUUGAGAGCCGCUGUGGGCCCACCAAUGCCAGGGUCAGAUGCCAUCUGGGCCUGAAGAUCCCCCCUGGCUGUGAGCUGGUGGUUGGGGGUGAGCCCCAGUGCUGGGCUGAAGGGCACUGUCUGCUGGUGGACGACUCCUUCCUGCACACGGUAGCUCAUAAUGGCUCCCCCGAAGAUGGGCCUCGUGUGGUCUUCAUCGUAGACCUCUGGCACCCCAAUGUGGCUGGGGCUGAGCGCCAGGCCCUUGACUUUGUCUUCACACCAGACCCUUGAAGGGGUUCCCUUCAGACACCUGAGCUGGCCUGAGUAGUGGCCAGGAUGUCCUCGCUGAGGCAGGGGGUGGGGGGGCUGCAUUGGGAACAGGCGGGUGAACACUGAAAUACAGAUCUCAUCUCCUCUCCUCA
Messenger RNA from Hipposideros armiger (great roundleaf bat), 1364 nucleotides. RefSeq names its product aspartate beta-hydroxylase domain containing 1 (gene ASPHD1). Gene Ontology annotation, cellular component: membrane. NCBI's taxonomy places the organism in Eukaryota, Metazoa, Chordata, Mammalia, Chiroptera, Hipposideridae. The transcript is spliced from 3 exons. The coding region runs from base 130 to 1233 and encodes 367 amino acids. The record is from RefSeq and is a predicted model, not a curated record.